CACGAAACACUCAACUUUCGCUCCUUCAACAAGUCCGGCAUAAUCUAUCGCCGCAUUUCAGCUCAUGGCAUUUGGCUCAUAAUCCUCCUUUCCCAGUGUCGUCCUGCUUGACUGCCAUCCAUUUUGUUCCCACUAUGGGCUUCGUGGCAGUAUGUACGGCAGUUUACGAUUACCAGCCGCAAAGCACCGGUGAACUAGAGAUCAAAGAGGGAGAGCUACUAUAUAUCCUUGAGAAGAGCGCGGAAGAUGACUGGUGGAAGGCGAAGAAGAAGGCAGCUGGAGACGAUGAUGAUGAACCAGAAGGGCUGAUCCCAAAUAAUUACGUCGAGGAGGCCAAUCCGACACACAGCGCAAGGGCACUGUACGACUAUACUCGGCAGACGGACGAGGAGGUCUCAUUCACCGAAGAUGCUGCGCUUGACGUAUACGAUACCUCGGACCCCGACUGGACCUUGGUUGGCAUAGGCGGUGAGUUCGGCUUCGCGCCUGCGAACUAUAUCGACAUUACUGGCGAUGCGUCCUCGUCUUCCCCAGCGGCUUCUUCCAGGCAGGCUGCUCCAGCUGCACCAGAGCCCGCCAUGCCAACACUCCCGACGCGAGCACCUCAAAGUCCCGCCGCAGCCAGCCUCGCCCGCGUCCUUGGAGGAGGUGCUCCCACUUCACCUACAGCUGCCCGCCGCAUCCAGUCACCACCACGGCAAGAACUCACGCCGGAAGCAUCGGACGACGACGAAGAAGCCCCAGCUCUGCCACAAAGACCUCAAUCCCAGGCGCGGCCUCCUCCAAUCUCCUACGCCUCCCAAGACGACGAAUCACAGGGAGUUCUUCCCUCUCCUCCCUAUAAUCGCGCGAUUGGACGGCCUGAUGAUGACGAUGCGCCAAUCAACUCUCCGGGUGGUUAUCAUUUGUACAACAUAAACGAGAUGGUUUCGGCCAUGGGCCGCAGAAGAAAGAUGCCCACCACAUUGGGCAUCAAUAUUGCGACAGGUACAAUCAUGCUGUCUCCGGAGAAGUCAAGAGACGGCCCUUCGCAGGAAUGGACCGCUGAUAAGAUGACGCAUUACUCCAUUGAGGGCAAGCAUGUCUUUAUCGAGCUCGUCAGACCCAGUAAAAGUCUAGACCUUCAUGCCGGCGCCAAAGACACCGCCGAGGAGAUUGUCCGUGCCCUUGGCGAAAUCGCCGGAGCGCAGCGCGCGGAAGGCAUAAGAGAAGUCAUUGAGGCGGCUUCUGGCGGCGCUAGCCACAAGAAGGGGCAAAUCCUCUACGAUUUCAUGGCUCAGGGUGAUGACGAGGUCACAGUUGGCGUAGGAGAUGAAGUCAUUGUCCUGGAUGAUACUAAAUCGGAGGAAUGGUGGAACGUGAGGCGUCUCAAGAAUGGCAAAGAAGGCGUUGUGCCGAGUAGCUAUAUCGAGGUGACCGGAUUCGUCAACGUUGAGCCGCCAUCGCGAUCCGGCAUCAAUGCCGGCCUAUCCACCAUCGAACAGAACCGGCUGGAGGAGCAAAGGCUGGCCAGAGAAGCAGCAAGGGCGGACAAAGCCCGCCAAGAAGCCGAACAGGCACGGUCGCGCAACGAGAUCCCUCAGCGCGGUAGCAGUCUUGCAGACGACCAGUCAAGUCGCAGAGACCGCAAAGACAAAGAUGACCGGAAGAAACGAUCCAAGCCCGAUACAGCUAAAGUACGGACGUGGACUGACCACUCUGGAACUUUCAAAGUUGAGGCCCAAUUCCUAGGAGUGGCAGACGGCAAGAUCCAUCUGCACAAAGUCAAUGGCGUCAAAAUCGCCGUUCCCGUGACGAAAAUGUCGCCAGAAGACCUCGAAUAUAUUGAGAAGGUGACGAACGAGUCGAUUGAGGAUCACAUCCCAGUGGCUGAUUUGAUCAAGAAACGCCGAAGUCAGCAAUCAUCAAUGGACCAAACUAAUUCUCGAAGCGGAGCCAGCAUCGUACCUCGCGGUUCCGACCAACCUAAGGUCCCUGAUUAUGACUGGUUUGACUUCUUCCUAAAGGCCGGCGUGGGACCGCAUCAGUGUGAAAGAUAUGCUCAGGCGAUGGUACGAGACUCCAUGGACGAGAGUGUGCUACCAGAUAUCACACCGGAGACUCUACGUACCUUGGGGUUGAAGGAGGGCGAUACACUCAAAGUCAUGAAGUAUCUCGACCAGAGAUUCGGAAGAACCAGGUCUGCAAGCGUCAAUGGGACCAAUGGCGAGGCUCCGGCAGGAGGUAUAUUUUCAGGUCCUGGUGGGGCACUGCACAAUAACACUCGCAGAGGCAGGCCUGAUGCCAAUCGCCAGACCAACGACGUUGUCGAUGCAGAAGCAUUUUCGACCGUGGACAGCGACACUAAACCCAGGACCGAGGCAAAAGCGACACCUUUGGCAGAGGGGCCUUCAAGAGAGCCGAGAGGUGGGUUUGAUGAUGAUGCAUGGACUGUGAAGCCGGCACCACAAUCCGCUGCUCCAACACCGGCACCGGCGGCUGCCAAACCACCCACAGGCGCCAUCCGAGAUCUGUCUCUGCUGGAUGCUCCCCUCGUGCCGACACCUGCGCAACCCCCGGCACCGGCAGCCUCUCAGCCAGCGCCAGCAUCACAACCGCAGCCAGCUCCUCCCGUACAACAACCGCAGCAGACAGGAGCCAAUGCACAAUUCUUUGCACAGCUGCCCCCUCAGCAGACUGGAAUACAGCCACAGCAGACAGGUUACCAGCCUCAGCAGAUGAACCCACCACGUCAGAGACCCAUGGCGCCACAAAGUUUUACUGGUGCAAGUCUUCUACCCCCACCGCCACGGCCAACGUCUGCACCACAGAAUCCUCAGCAGAGUCAGUUUGGCCUUCAAGCUUUGCAACCACAACUUACUGGUAUUCCACGGACUUCGGCACUGCAAGCACCUCCUGGUCAGAGUUUGAAUGAUCUUAACCAGCAACGUUUGCAACAACAAUACCAACAGAUGCAGUUGCAAAGUCAACCAACUGGCUAUGGUCAAUUUGGUCUGGUUUCACAACCUACUGGCUUCCAACAACAACAGCAAUUUCCGCAAUUCCAGCAGCCAUAUCUUAACGGGAACGCUGCUGGAAGUCCUUUUGCAGACCCUCGCCCGUCGUUCCAACCACAACCUACCGGGAUUCCCUACCAGCAAAGUCCAGCACCUGGCGGUGUGAACUCCGUUCUUCCACCGGCUCUACAGCCACAGAGAACUGGGUAUACAGCACCGCUCCAGCAAGCCCAAAGCAAUGGUUUUGGUCAAGGCAUCCAACCCCAGCCUACAGGGUUCGGUCAGCCUCAGCCGUUUCAAGCUCAGCCUCAGCCGUUUCAACCCCAGCCUACAGGCUUCCAACAGCAACUUCAGCCACAGCCGACAGGAUUUGGUCAACCACCACAACAGAAUGGGUUCCAAAGCUUUUCGCCGCCACCAAUCCCUCAAUUCCCUACCGUUGCACCAUUGCAGGCACAGAAAACCGGGCCGGCUCCCAACAUCAAGUUCGGAUCAACAGCGAAGAAAUUGACCCCUCAACCUACAGGUCGCCGUGCAAAUCUUGCCAAUGCUACCGCUGACAAUCCCUUUGGGUUUUGAUGUUAUAUACUGGAAUGCACCUGGCGCUCUGCAACCCAUGGCGUUCUACAAAUUUCGUGCCUGAACACCUGUCGGUUACCGUCACACGCACAUUUCUACUGUUGUGCAGCAUCAUCGAUAUCGGCCGCUAGCAUGAGGGAACACGGGAAGGGCUGCUCGAGGCUAGGGGUCAUCUCCCAAGCCGUUCCUUUCAUGACCAAGGCCUAUAUCUG
Exophiala viscosa is the source of this 3787-nucleotide messenger RNA. RefSeq lists its product as uncharacterized. Gene Ontology annotation, molecular function: ubiquitin binding; cytoskeletal protein binding; identical protein binding. The transcript is spliced from 2 exons. Bases 135 to 3575 code for a protein of 1146 amino acids. NCBI's taxonomy places the organism in Eukaryota, Fungi, Ascomycota, Eurotiomycetes, Chaetothyriales, Herpotrichiellaceae. The record is from RefSeq and is a predicted model, not a curated record.